Labeo rohita (rohu) is the source of this 3610-nucleotide messenger RNA. Its product is annotated as transmembrane protein 151B. The transcript is spliced from 2 exons. The coding region runs from base 193 to 1851 and encodes 552 amino acids. The record is from RefSeq and is a predicted model, not a curated record. Lineage: Eukaryota; Metazoa; Chordata; Actinopteri; Cypriniformes; Cyprinidae.
CGCAGUCUCCCCGCGGUCUCCGCCCCCCCAGUCUGCCUGAAUGGGAACACCCAGAGCGGGAUCCCCGGCGUUCCUGGCAUCCAUCCCAAACAACAGCACAGCCGGACAAAACAACGUCCUAAAGCGUAUUUCAUUGAGAAAGCGGCGUAUUGCAGAUAACAUAUUUGACUGCAAUGUUACACCUGCCGCAGGAUGUUGUCUCUAGAUCUGGAAACUGAUACUACUGCGGAGGACACAGCGCCGAGCACCCCAGAUGGUGGCGCGGAGACACCGGCCAGUCUCGAUGUGCUGGAAGAGCAAUGGCCAAUAAAGCAGUCCCUGAGUGCCUCUAUGUGCCGUGAUACGCACUGGCGAUGCCUUCUCCUUUCUCUGCUCAUGUACAGCUGCCUAGGUGCCGUGGCCUGGUGUCAGCUCACCCAGGUCACCAAGCUAAGCUUCGAUUCCUCCAGUACUUCCCUCACAGCCUCAAUGAACUCUCUGAGAGGAGGAGGCCGUGCCAUGAUAUACCACGACAGCCCUUGCUCUGAUGGUUACGUGUACAUCCCCUUGGCCUUCCUGCUCAUGCUCUACGCCGUUUACCUUAUGGAGUGCUGGCACUGUCGCGCCCGCAGCGAGUUGCAGUGCAAGGCCAACAUAGAGAGUGUGUACGAAAGGGUUCUGCGUAUGCGCCAAGCCCGGCCGUGCGUCUGGUGGAAAGCCAUCAGUUACCAUUUCGUACGCAGAACUCGACAAGUAACGCGUUACCGGAAUGGAGAUGCCUACACGACUACGCAGGUCUAUCACGAGCGUGUUAACACGCAUGUGGCGGAGGGCGAGUUCGACUACAGUCGAUGUGGAAUGAGAGAUGUUUCACGCAACUUGCGGGGGCUGGAGGCACACGCGGCAACACGGUUGCAUUUUUCAAAGUGCUUCAGCUUCUCUGGAGCAGGACCUGAAAAUGCAUACCUCAACCAACGUGCCAGGUUCUUCUCGGAAAUUGAGGGACUGGAUGACUACAUGGAAGCCCGUGAGGGCAUGCUGCUGAAAAACGUUGACUUCAAAGAGCACCUCAUUGCUUAUGUGGAUCCCGACCAAUUGCCAUGGUACACCUCGCGGGUCACCUUCUGGUUGGCGGCUCUCCUCAUGCUCUCCUGGCCACUGCGAGUACUAAUCGAGUACCGGACUGCGUUUGUGCACUAUCAAGUUGAGAAACUCUUUGGACUUGAGUAUAGCAACAACAGCCCAUCUCCAGAAGCCGACGCCACUACGAGGAACACUCGUUAUGGCCUACCGAGAGUAGAAACCAUCGACAGUACGGAGCUGGAAUGGCACAUUCGUUCAAACCGCCAGCUUAUACCAAGCUACUCGGAGGCCAUGCUGAUGAACCUAGGAACUUCGGGGUCAAAUCACAGAGACAGUAUUUCCUCCAACCGCUUGCUGUUGGACAGCUGCUCAGCGCAGAGUUACGGGACGUUGGUGCAGAACUGUGAGCACUGUUGCCAACACGAAGGCGGACGAAGACGGCCGACUAUCAGCUCAAGCUGUUCCUCCAUCUUCUCUCGCCACACCUUCCACUCCCGUUUGUCUCUGGACACCUCGCACUUCUCGCUGUGCCGCAUGUAUGGCUCCAGGCGCACCAUGGGACUGUGGAGGAGCCGCAGUAGUACACUUACAGAGCGUUGUUGUCCUGAUGAGCAGUGCUGCAGGUCUUACACCAGUCAGCUUGCACUUAAUGACAGCCCGCCGAACUACCAAGACGCUCGCUUCUUCCCAGUCCUCAUUGUACAUCGACCUGAGGGCUGUGGGGACUCCUCUGAGGUGAGGAGAUAUUACGUUCGCAGAGGCUCCUGUUGUGUGGAGACUUCGGUUUAAAGUGGCUUUAAAAGUUUGUUAAACAUUAUUAUUUGCACUACGCAGAAAGUGGACUUGAUGGCUGUUUCAUUAGUAUGAGGAAUUGCUUGAUGCCAAAUUGAUGAAGUGUAUUCUCAUGAACUUAGUCUUGCUCUAACAGCUAACAUGUGCAAAAUUAUAAAUGUGGCUUAUUCAGUGCAGCACUGAAGAGUUUUUUGUUUAGAUUUUGGUUUCAAUUAAAGGGCUGGAUUGCAAUUAUCAAUAAAUAGAACCAGCUCUUCAUACUGUUUACGAACAGCUGGCUGACAAAUGUGUUAGCUUCAAUAAAUUAAUUUAAAAGAAAAUCUAUCAACAAACACAUCACAUUUAAGUCGGAAACAUGCAUUGCUUGUUAUAAAUGUUUGUGGUCACUGAAGGAAAGAGUUAUGACUGCAGACUUGCUCAAAGGACAAAGACAGAAAAUAAACUCAAAAGCUGCCAUUUGACUUUGUUACUAAUGUGAAAUAGUUUUUAAAGAAAUAAACAUCAAAUAAAUUCAAAGUACAUUAUAGGUAACAAGUUAUAUUCAUGAAUAUAUGUAUAUACAGUUCUGCUGUAUAUAUUUUCUAUAUUACUGCAUAAAUAUGACAAAUUUUCACACAAGUCCUGUUAGUCAUCCCAUUGAUUGAAAAUGUCUCUUAACAGAUGGAUUCUAAUUUCGCCUUCAAAUUAACUGCUAAUCGUAGAGAUUCACAUACUUUUGCCACUCACAGAUAUGUAAUAUUGGAUCAUUUUCCAGAUGACAAAGUAUAUAUCUUUGCCUCAUUUGUUUGAUUGGAACAUCUUUGUCUACUUUCAGGACUUGAAAAUCUGAUGAUGUUUUGGUUCAUAUUUACGCAGAAAUAUAGAAAAUUCUAAAGGGUUCACAAACUUUUAAGCAGCAAUAUAUAUACAUACAUAUAUACAUGAAGAAGAAGAUCAUUAUUAUUAUUUUACAGUUAAAUGUUUAUUUUUAUAUUUGUGACGCUGGACCACAAAACCAGUCAGCACGGGUAUAUUUGUAGCAAUAGCCAACAAUACAUUGUAUGGAUCAAAAUUGUAUUUAAAAAAAUAUGCCAAAAAUCAUUAGGAUAUUAAAGAUCAUGCUCCAUGAAGAUAUUUUGUAAAUUUCCUACCGUAAAUAGGAAUUACUAGUAUAGUAAUAUACAUUGCUAAGAACUUCAUUUGGACAAUUUUAAAGGCAAUUUUCUCAAUAUUUUGAUUUUUUGCACCCUCAGAUUCGAGAUAUUCAAAUAGUUGUAUCUCGAUCUUGAAAGCUUAUUUAUUAAACUUUAUAAAAAUCUCAAUUGAAAAAAAAAAUAAAAUAAAGUCCCUUAUGGCUGGUUUUGCGGUCCAGGGUCACAUUUGUUAAUGCUAAUCCACUGAAUGAAUAUUUUGGCCUCAAAGAAUUGUCUUUGAUGCCUGAUUUAUAUAAGCAAAGGUUGCAUGGCAAUUUGCUCACAUUGUUUCAAGGAAGCAAGUGGAUAUGUAUGCAGCUUGUUGGAAGUUCUUCCUCUAAAAAGGUUCCCAGAAACAGCAAUAUGGUUCUUCACACCUUGGUGUAUCAUUAGUGCAUGUCUCUGUAACAGAAGACAUCACAUUUGAAUUUACACUGGCUCAUCAAAUGAGAGAGAAUCAUCAUAUAUAACAAUUCCCCUUUAAACUAAAUGUUAUGGCCUAACUGUUUAAAGUAUGGAUGUGAGAAAGUCAAGAAAUGCUGUUGAAAUGGCAGUGACUGUUAAAAAAAAUAGUGCAGAAUAAA